Scophthalmus maximus (turbot) is the source of this 7350-nucleotide messenger RNA. Its product is annotated as KIAA1549-like b. NCBI's taxonomy places the organism in Eukaryota, Metazoa, Chordata, Actinopteri, Pleuronectiformes, Scophthalmidae. The transcript is spliced from 22 exons. The record is from RefSeq and is a predicted model, not a curated record. Bases 497 to 4621 code for a protein of 1374 amino acids.
GGUCGUCCUGCUCACCGCUCCGAACAGUGAACACAGCACCGAGGCUGAUUUGCUCACUUUGCCCAGGUGGGGGUGGACUGGGGGACGAUCAAAUAUCCAUCCACCGGCAGCAGCCUCUUUUAAAAAAGAAAAAGAGUCUGUCACUGGACGUCGGCCGAGCGCGUCUUCCGUGGAUCGGACCUGAAUGAGGCCGUGCGUCGCCAGCGGCUUCGUGCCAAACCUUUGGCGAAGCGCGCGCCGCCCUGCGCCGCGCACGGCGCUGAUGGGUGGACCGAGCGCAGCGGAGCGAUAGGGCGCAUUUCUUAAUUUCCCCUUCAACGCCGCGCGUCCCGUCCCUCGCCCCCCCACCUCCACUCCCCCCCACCCCCAACCCCCUCUUCUCUCUCCAGCCCUGGACACGACGAGACCGCGGGACCCGCUGUGUUCCCCGUUCACGCACGAGGAUUGAUCCAAUGUAUUAUUCACGACCGAAACUUCAGCAACUUGUCCGCUGGAUAUGGCUCCCGGUGUGAGGAGUGGACGGACGGGUCACCGCCGAGUGGAGCCCGGUGGGCGCCCGCCGCGGAGGACGGACGCCGGCGGAGAGGGGAGAUGUCCGGGGAGCAGGUGGCGAGCCGGAGCGGCGGGAGCGCGCCGCCUGCUGACUGUGGGAAUGCUUUCCCUUCUCCUCCGGUGCGCUUCGGCCGCAGAGGAAAAAUCUACCUAUGAUGCCUCUGGCUCCUCGUCUCUUCCGAGCGACCCCGCAGCCACAGCUGCUCCUGCUCACCCUUCAACUGAGGAGGUGCCUUUCUCAGCCGCCCAUUCAGAUGGUGACUCGGAGUCGGAGGGGGGAGGCUUAUCGGGGCAGCCCGCCUUUUCUUCUGUCUUAACUGUCAUGGCAGGAACUGUGAAACAUCCAGUGAGCCUUGAUCAAAGUAGAACCUCGCCGAUUGUCGCCGGGGGCGAGACCCACACCACCCAAUGGCCUUCACACAGUUCCAGCCAUGGCUCAGAGAUGUCUUCCUCACUGUCGUACGUGGGAGAGAGGAUCCCCCCCUCCAGCUCAGAGGCGGGGACAGAUGAGUUAGACGCCGGAACGUCCCACGCAGUUGCACUCACUUUCCUCAAAGAGCAAGAGGCCAGUCUGUCCCCCUCUCAAUCCGUCAGAAUUACGCUUCCUGCGGGGCCUUCUGAAAGGACAUCUCAGGUACCGCCUCUGACCCCGCAACUGGACACCACGACAGCCUCUGUGAAGCUGAGCGCCACAGCCGAAGCUUCAACCGCCGGAACUAAAAACGCCACCACUACCACGCCGUCCCUGAGCGUCACCGCCGGAACCACGCAGUCUACCACUACUACCACACAGCCGCCCGCUGCGGUUACCGAGAGAGCCACCACCACCACAACCAUCAGGACUCCGACCAGCAGGAGAACGUUCACUCCACAUGUCCUGAGAACAAGCCCGGCCCGGGGGGCCACCACCGCUUUCAUCUCCCCCUUCACCACCACCACAGAGGCUCCUCCGCAGCAGUGCAACAUCACAGAGAGAAUGUGGGUGAAAACAGUCGUUUCUAUCUAUGUGAGAAGAAACAGGCUGGACAGCAUCCAGAGGCAGAACCUGCGGAGGGGACUCAGUCAGGGCCUGCGAAAAGCUCUGAAUGACACUUCUGCCCAAGCACAGGUGGAGACUGUAUUUGGCUCUCCCAACAUGACAGUGGCUUAUCACGUGACCGGAGGGGACAUAGUCUACCCCCCCUCUGUGGUGCUGGAGGGCUUGGACUCCUAUGGUCGCGAUAAGCUGAUCGCAGACCUGCGACAGUAUCUCCCCAUGGUAACAGCCCUGCCCCUCCCAGCUGCGUUAUGGAGACCCGGCCCGGCCGCGGGCUUCCAGCUGAAAACAGUGCUGCAGUUUGUGGGAGCAGGUGAUAAUCCUCGGUCCUGCCGAUUCUCUCAAAUGAUGGAGCAGAGGCUCGGAAAGGUGUUUUCAGAAGCACAGGCCAAAGUGCUCAGCGCUAACAGCAGGCUCUCUGUUCAGAUGCUGAGUGUCACCCAAGCAGCAGGCUCUCCUGCUGUGUCAUUGGUCUACACUGUGAGUAAUGGCACUGUCUUUCUUAAUGGCACCACUGCCUCAAAUCUCCUUGGUCAGCUGUCUGCUGAGCUGGUGGGCUACUUCCUCUUCUACCCACCACUAAUCAUUGCUGAGCCACUGGAGUAUCACAAUCUGAACACCUCCAUCGCAACCAGGGACUUCUGGGUUAUCACAGUGAUCCAGGACGUGGAUAACGCCAGCCUGGAGGGACAGUACCAGAGCUUUGCCAGUUUAAUGGAGCAGCGGCUGGCGGAGCUGUUUGUGUUGGCAGGCCAGCAGGGCACUCGCUUUAGACGGGCCACUACCGUGGGCAGCUACACUGUCCAGAUGGUGAGCAUCCGCAGGGAGUCAGGGGUGAAGAAUCCAGCAGAGAUGACCUACUACGUCCAGCACGCUGGUGCCCCUCUAUCGGGCGCGUCAGCCGCCAAGGUCCUGAACACAGUGGACUCUCAGACCAUGGCGCUCACCCUCGGCUACUUUGUCCAGCUGCAAGCAGAACCCGUGGUGAAGAACCCUCCUAACAACCUUUGGAUAAUUGCUGCAGUGUUGGCCCCCAUCGCCGUAGUGACACUCAUAAUCAUCAUCAUCACGGCCGUGCUGUGCAGGAAGAAUAAAAAUGACUUAAAAGCUGAUGCCAUCGGCAACCUCAAUCCCCGAGCUAAGAUGGCGUAUCGGAGAGAUGUGGGCUAUUAUCACCAGCCAGUCCAGGGUUUUGACUAUGCCAAGCAGCACCUGGGCCAACAGGGAGGAGAUGAGGAGACCCUCCCUGUCAGUCAAGACACCUUAGUGAUGUCCCUGCAAAUUCGAGACACGCCACUUUCUCUAGAAAAAGCCCUGCAACAAGACGGAACUGCCAACAAGAAAAGCCUCAGCUCUGACAAACACAGAAGCAAGUUGCCGAGUGAGGACGGUUCCGUCAUCAGCAACGAAUCAGAGAAGCUGAAUUCCAGCAGGAGCUUGACAGCGCCGAAAGUCACAGCGCAGCAGAAACUGACAAAGGAGGAGACGCGCAAGAGGGACGAUCCAUAUGACUCCUCCUCUGGCUCCCUGCAGCUCAUUUCCAUAAAGCCCGUGGUGGCUCAGCCCAGCUACUCACACCCUGCAUCAUCUGACCGCAGCCAGGACUCAGCCAUUGUUAAUGGAGAGGUAAACUUGGCUCUGAAGCAGAAGUCAGACAUUGAGCACUACAGGAACAAGCUGAGGCUGAAGGCCAAGAGGAAGGGCUAUUACGACUUCCCCUCCACCGACGGCAGCAGCAGCAGUCGAGCCCUGGCGCAGACACAGCGGCACGGCCAUGAGAGGGCAGCCGGUGAGCAUGGCAGACCACUGGAGCCUGAUGAUGAGCGAGGUUCCACUUAUGUCAAGUCUCACAGGAGGCACUCCCAGGUAGGGCAGACGGCCUAUCGCAGCAGACAAAGUCUGAGCAGUCCCAGUCCUGGAGGGACAGAGAUGGACCUGCUCGUAAUGAGGGAGAGACCCAGGAGAGGCAUCCGCAACAGCGGCUAUGACACUGAGCCGGAGCUGAUUGAGGAGACAAAUGUUGACCGUCUCAUGGGGCCGCAGGGAUACAUGUAUGGCCGGGGCCUGAAAGGCCACUCGGAGACCUCCACCCUGAGCUCACAGCCAUCUAUUGAUGAAGUGCGGCAGCAGAUGCACCUGCUGCUGGAGGAGGCAUUCAGCCUGGCGUCAGGGGGACAGUCCACGUCCGGAAGGCAGUCCCACCACCACCACCACCACCACCAACCCCCUCCUGACCACUACAACCCGGCACCGCCUCCCCUCCCUUAUGCAGAUGUGGUGACCAGUGCUCCGGGCACGAUGAACUGUGGGCGGGGGGGCCUGCAGUGGGUACCAUCUUAUGGUGCAGACAUGUAUCAGUGCAGCCUGCCUAAACCAGCCUUCCGCUUCACCCAGCUUCCUGAGAUGGCCAUGGGUUCUCCUCCCCCUUUACCACCUCGCACUGGACCUCCCCCUGGGACCCCCUUAAGACGCUCCACUUCUGACUUGGGGCCUAAGGGAAGGAGCUCACAGACAUCGGCCACGGAAAGGCAGAGUCAACAUGACAACCCAUAUGGGCUAACAACGAGAGCAGCACUUCCAUCUAUCACUGCAGAGCAGCCUCUGUCCAACUACUCAGGAAACCCAAUAACAGCUGUCUACGCCAUCCCAGCCUCCAGGUCCGGCUACUCGGAAUACUUUCUCUCAACACCACCCACCUCCUACCAUAGUCCCUCUUGGAUGUCCUAUCCACCUGAGCCUGAGGAUGUGCCGCCUCAGUGGGCAGAAUCUGUGCCCCUGCCUGGUUAUGUGGAGGCUUUUCCUCAUCCUCGCUACCCACAGGGGAGCCCCACCAGGCUUCCCCUGGAGUAUAACCCGGCACUGGAGCAGCCUCCCGUUGCCCCAAGCACAGCAUCCCAGCAAAGCCUGCCCCAGGUGGUGAAGGACAUGGACAGCAUGCCCCUGAGCAGCCUCUCCACCUCGGCACUCGUACAGGCUAUACGACAGGAGGUGGCCAAGCUGGCGAAGAAACAAAACGAAAUGUUUGAGUUUUAGUUCCGGCCCCUUGUGAGCAGGGGCUGGUUAACCGUGUCUUCAGCAGAGGUACACAGAGGCGUUACUCAUCAGACUGAUUUUUGAUGUUUGUACUGUAAAACUGAACUGAACUUCUUUACCAACUAAUCACCCACUGAUUUGUUUCUUAUCACAAUCUAACUGACUUCAAGGAAUGAAAGUUUUUUUUUAAAGAAAAUCCUCUAUCGAUGAUGUCCCAAAUAACUAUACAUUCAUCUCUUUUUUGCAGUUAUGCCGAUAGGAUACGCUAGAUGUGGACAAUACAUUUUUUUUCGCCAGGAUCAGACAUUUCUUUGUGUGAAUCAGCAUCAACUGAGAAGAGAGGAAACAGUAGCAUCACUGUCUGUACUGAGAGGACCAAAUACUUCCUGUCAGAUGUUACGUAUAAACCACAGUGUAUAUAAAGUAUAAGGACAUCAAGUAUCUUAUCUCUUUUUAUAGACCAUUAACUUAACUAGAUGGACUACGUGAAUAUCAGUUCAGACCAAAUCAAACUACCACAUGACAUCAGUUUACUUUCAUAUCACAUAUCAACACCAUAACAUUAACAAACACUGACUGUCUUUAAUGAUCUAAUAUUUUUUUUAAUUAAUGUAAUUGAUUUACUGUAGCUCCUGUUAAUUAAUAAAUGGACUCAGUUUCGGUAUAUUUUUAUGUCCCGUUUUAGUUUUCAAUUGAACAUGGAAUCUUAAACUGCAUCUACGAUGAUGUGACAUACAGUAUAGCUUAACGUCUUUGCCUUUAUGUUAUCUGAAACAGAUUGAAACUUUUAUCCUUGCAAUAUUGUUUGGGUGUGCACAAGGUACAUUGACUUGGGUGACAUUUUUUUGAGUAAUGGCCGGUUAAUAUAGCAUACUAUUGUUAAAAUACUCAAAGACAUGAAUGUUGUCUUAACUGUAUUUUUGUCUUUUCUUUAAGAAAACAAAAUGUCUUUGGCUUUAGCUGGAUGGACACGAAAAAGUAGCAGUUUCAUAUUACAUACCAUUACAUUCAUUUAGCAGACGCUUUUGUCCAAAGCGACUUACAAUAAGUGCAUUCAACCAUGAAGAUGUUGAGCGCAGUGGUUUGAGGAUGCACACGUUUUUAAAUACAAGUUCAACCCCAACAUCUUUGUCAAAAAUAUGACUCUCUCUGCUGCUGGUAAUGAAGCCACGGUUUCUUACGAAGGUGGAUCCAUUGUUUGUUUACUGCGCCUCAAGGCCUCUUAAUGGUCUCAAUGAGUGCACUUCUCAAAUCAAACAACGAGUUCAUGUGGGUCUUUGAGCAAAUGAGAGGCCUGGUCCCGAGUUGGUACUGCUGAACUUCAAGGGAGUAAACAUUUUGAAUGUCUGCCUGAGCACUGACUCAAACUGACUGCAUCAGAAGCACUGUGUUCAGUAAAAACACAAGUGUCUUCCUGAUUGUGAGGUGCAAAGUGCAUGUAUGCUGAGCCAUAGACACUGUCAACUUCCUCAAUAGGCUUAAAAAUGUCUUCUUAACCUUACUGAUCAUUUUAAAUUGCACCAUUUAUUUUUUACAUUUUACUGCCCUGAAAGAAGUCAGUUCUUCCAGCUACUGGAGUAAAGGAGAAUCUGGCUUGUCAGAGUCAUUCAAGCAGCAGGAAGGUGGGAGGUUGAACAUGCUGUCAUUAAUACUUUAAAUACAUUUUUGCACUUAAUGGACACGUCAACCAAAUUAGUUUUUUGUAACUCAGACUAAGGCCACUACAGAAGGGCAGUGCACAACACAGGACAAUGAACUCUUGAUUAAGAAUUCCGAUAAAACAAAAGUCAUCCAGUCAUUGCACAAAUGAAAUUAAUUCAUUCAUCUUUCUAGGAGACUCAUACUUAUUUUCACUGUGGAAAAAAAAGCCUUCAAUAGGUGAUGAUGAGCUCUUAAUGCAGAAUUGUUGCUUUGGGAAAGGAGUUGACUGCAGAUGAGUGCAUGUGGGCCUAUAGAAGGGGUGCUGCAAUAAACAGUCAGGUGCUGUAGAUUGCCUACUUUUACUAUAUUAUUGCAAAUCAAAUGGAAUGCUUUGCUAAUAAUUAUAAUCAAUUCUGUCAUUGGACAGUUGUCAUUUGUGACAUACAGUGGGAAAGACUACUGUGAGUGAAAAUGCCUUUAAGUCCUUAUUUUCUUUCUUAGAACAUUACUGCUAUUGCAGCAGUUCAGGAUCACUUUUUUUCCAUCAUGACUUUUGAACAAAAGUCAAGAUGUCCUCUUUUCCGAGCAUUGUUCCAUCAUACUCAUGCCUGUUGGUAUGUAGGUACUGUAGGUAGAAGGAAAAGCUGUUUGUCUUAAAGUCAACAGGAACUUUGGCAUUGCUUGUUUUCCCAAGAUUCCUUUUACUCAUCAUUCAGAGGCGCACUUAAUGUCUUAAGACCUGUACUCAAUACAGUGAAAGAGUUUUUGUGUAUACCAGAAGUGAACACCUUUCCACAUUCUCAUGCUGGAUAACUGAGGAAACGGAGUGAAAAAUAAAAGAAAGGGUUUUAGGUGAUUUACUGGUUUAUUUAUUCUAUAAGAUGAAAUACGAAGUGAGCUAAACCUAUUAAACAUCAGUGUCUUUUUGUCUUCCUGACUGGUUUCCUCAUUUUCUUUUUCCAUCUGCUUGAAAAUUGUUAUAUUUGAUGUUGUUCGGAGAUUGAUCUGACAGAGAGACCUUGAGACAGAUGAGGAAUGAAAGAAAUAUUAGCCUAUUCAUGAUUGAAAUUAAAUAAAAGAAUUUAUUA